Brassica napus (rape) is the source of this 924-nucleotide messenger RNA. RefSeq lists its product as uncharacterized. Bases 1 to 924 code for a protein of 307 amino acids. NCBI's taxonomy places the organism in Eukaryota, Viridiplantae, Streptophyta, Magnoliopsida, Brassicales, Brassicaceae. The transcript is spliced from 2 exons. The record is from RefSeq and is a predicted model, not a curated record. Gene Ontology annotation, molecular function: nucleic acid binding; zinc ion binding.
AUGUCCUUGUAUGAUGAUGUGAUGAAGGAAGAACCAAAAACUUGGUCAUUGGCGUACUACAGACUAGGGAGCUUUUGCGAGGACGUUGAUAACAAUGCGACUGAGUCUUUCAACUCCACUAUUACCGGAGCUCGAGCUAAGGCUAUUGUACCCAUGUUGGAAACAAUAAGAAGGCAAGCAAUGGUCAGAAUUGCAAAGAGACACAAGAAAUCUGAGAGGCGGCAAGAGAAGUUUACAAAAUAUGUGGUCGAGAUUCUCAAAGCUGAGAAGGAAGAUGCCGACAAAUGCAUAACAACUCCUUGUACGCAUGGUGUGUUCGAGGUACGUCUCGGUAAUUCUGGUUACAACGUUAACACUUCUAGGAGAACUUGUACUUGUGGGAAGUGGCAGAUCACAGGAAUACCGUGUGAGCACGCAUAUGGUGUUAUGAUAGAUGCUGGGUUAGAUGUGGAGGAUUAUAUAUCUGAGUUCUUUUCCACUAGUCUAUGGAAGAUGACUUAUAACCAGUCCAUAAACACGGUUAGAGGGCCUCGGUUUUGGAUGAAAAAGGGUAGAUAUAGAUUAGUUGUAGAACCACCAGAACCUACACUUCCUGGGAGGAAAAAAAAGAGUAAGAAAAAGAAAUUCCCGAGAUUCAAAGGGAAAAAUGAAUCACCAAAGAAGAAAAAAAAGAAGGUUGUUGAAACACUUGGAAGAGAGGGACGAAUCAUGCAUUGUUCCAAGUGUGGGGAAGCCGGCCACAAUGCUCGAAAAUGCAAAAUCCACCCAAAGAAGAAGAUCAAGAUUGAAGCAGAGGACCCAAAGAAGAAGAACAAGACUGAAGCAAAGGACCCAAAGAAGAAGAUCAAGACGGAAGCAAAGGACCCAAAGAAGAAGAUCAAGACUAAAGCAAAGGAUGAAACAAAUGACAUAAAAGGUCUCUAA